Molecule: messenger RNA, 1948 nt
Organism: Wasmannia auropunctata (little fire ant)
Lineage: Eukaryota; Metazoa; Arthropoda; Insecta; Hymenoptera; Formicidae
Product: heparanase-like
Exons: 6
Coding region: 230-1843 (537 amino acids)
Cellular component (GO): membrane; extracellular matrix
Molecular function (GO): hydrolase activity, acting on glycosyl bonds
Source: RefSeq, a predicted model, not a curated record
UCGGAAUGCUUCGCCACGUUCAUCACUAAUUUCGUCUUUCAUCGUGUGUUUCGAGGCUCGAACGCCUGCCUCGAACUUCGAGCGUUCAAUAGGUUCAAUUGUUAACCGAUGCGCGCACGAAGAGCAGUCAACACACUCAACGCGGGCCAGCUCCUGGGAAGCUGAGACGUCGUUUUUGCCACAUUGGCCCGGCUAGGUUGUGAGAAUACUGAGAAUCUCCUCGACGACGAUGACCAACGCAGCGAAGAAAGACUUGCAGAAGGUCCAGUUUCAGGACUUUCAGGAGCCGAGUUCGCGCGCGCGUGCACCUGGGCCACAUACAACUCUGCGCAUUUUACUCAUCUGCACCACGUUGAUUGUAAUAUUGUUAAUAUUGGGUUUGUCGAUAUACAAACAUGUCUAUCCGGUCUCCUCUUACAAAUUCCAUUUCGACAUACGACAGCCUCUGUUACACACCGUCUCUGACAAGUUCUUGUCGUUUGGUCUCGACACGUCCUUGCUACGAAGAAUGAAUGAAAUGCCCAUUGGACAGAAGAAAUUUGUCAAUUUGGCUUAUCACUUGAGCCCUGCUUAUGUCAGAGUGGGUGGAACCUCUGCGGAUUGUCUGACAUUCGUUCAGAAUCAGAUGAAACAAGACUCUUCUGAGGAAAUUCUUAGCCCCGUGGAUGGCCAGGAUAUCAGCAACUUUACCAUCUCCGACAAAGAUUUCCUCGCCAUUUAUAAUUUCACGGUAAAGUCGGAAUUACGAAUGAUCUUUGAUCUGAACGUAUUGCUCAGAAAUCCAGAUGGAUCCUGGAACGACAGCAACGCUAAGGAGAUUAUCGCAUUCGCUAAGAGUCAAAACAUGUCGCUAGAUUGGCAGUUGGGAAACGAACCGAAUUCCUUUAAACACGUGUUCAACGUGAUAAUCUCUGCAACCGAACUCGCAAUGGAUUACGACCAUUUGAGGCAAUUGCUAAAUGUAUUCGGAUACGAGAACAGCAUCCUCGUUGGGCCAGAAGUGAAUCACGUCGGAGAGUCUAAUGAAAUUGGAGAGAUAUAUGCCAAGACGUUUUUGAGCAGCCAGAAAAACACUGUGAAUUACGUCAGUUGGCAUCAGUACUAUCUGAAUGGACGAGAGGCUAAAGUCGAGGAUUUCGUGAAACUUUCCACGUUCAACUGGUUACCAGCGCAAAUAAGUUCCAUGAGACAAUUCAUUGUCGAGUCGGGGAAAGACGUUUCUAUGUGGCUGUCAGAAACUAGCACCGCGUUUGGCGGAGGUGCGCCCGGAUUGUCCGACAGAUUCGUGGCCGGAUUUCUGUGGCUGGACAAAUUGGGGUACAGCGCCAAGACGGGAGUAAACGUCGUCACGAGACAAUCGUUAUUCGGCGGGGAUUACGCCAUGGUAUCACCGGAUCUCACGCCAAACCCCGACUGGUGGGUCAGCAUCUUCUACAAGCAGUUCGUGUCGGAGAAGGUCCUGAAAUUGGACAGGUCCGACAAUCUCGGCUACGUACGAUUGUACGCGCAUUGCACGCCGAAGGAAGCAUUGAUCGCCAGAAUGCCGGCCGUCACCGUGUACGGAAUGAAUCUACACGACACCUCGGCCUACGUGAAUAUUACUGAGUUGUUUUCGAAACCCAGUAAUAUCAUAAUUUCGUAUUACGCUCUGACCGCUGAUAAUUUACAGUCGAGCAAGAUAAAGCUGAACGGUGAAGUGCUGAAGCUGCUACCGGACGGAGAGUUGCCGCCGUUUCGACCUGUGAUAAUAAAACCUUACGUUGAAAACGUAUCACUACCCCCGUAUUCCAUGGUGUUUAUGAUAAUUCACGGUGUCGAUGUUCCUGCAUGUUCGACGAUGUGAGUAAGUUCUUUAAAAAGUUGGAAGAAACCAGUUGAUUUCUCAGGACGUUUAUAUUGUAUGUUUUUAUUUAUACAUUAUAAUAAACGUUAUAUUUUACAUUUGUAA